CCCAACAAUAUCGCGACACAUCACGACAAUGGCCUCUGUCCACCCACCGAUCGAUGGUGAUAUGGGUGAUGUGAGAGUGGUUGCCUUUUCUCAGGGCGAUCCUGAACGCGCUGCAAAUUGGAGUACUCGCAGAAAGAUUCUCGUCCUCAUUAUCGGGCUUGCACUCGCAUCUAACAGCACACUUGGUUCCUCUCUCCCAAGUGGCGCUUCUCACUAUCUGUCCAAAGAAUUCAAUGUAUCGAGUACCGAACAACUGGCAUUGCCAAACUCCGUCUUUCUGAUUGGAUAUGUCUUUGGGCCGCCGUUGUUCAGUCCACUCAGCGAGAUGCAUGGCAGAAGAAUCGUGAUGCUUUCGACAUUUUUCGGCUUUACAGUUUUCACCCUGGCAUGCGCUUUGGCACCUACAUGGACAGCUCUGUUGAUUUUUCGCUUCGUCUCGGGUGCCUUUGCAUCAGCGCCAAUAACAGUUGUGGGCGGAAUUUUUGCCGACAUCUAUGAUGACCCUGUGAGAAGAGGUCAGGCAAUAGCCCUGAUAGGAUUGACCUCUAUAGGCCCAAUCAUUGGACCUAUCAUUUCGGGAUUCGUAUCACCAGUCUCGUGGAGAUGGUCGUUUUGGGUCGGGCUGAUAAUUGCUGGUGUAACUUGGCCGCUUGUUCUUGCUCUUCCAGAGACGUAUCCUCCAGUCAUACUUUUGCGGCGUGCAAAACGGAUGAGAGUGGCAUCGCCCAAUAGCUCUCGUGCCAUAUACGCGCCCAUUGAACUUGAGGAUAAUGGAUGGAAGCACACUGUGACGGUAAAGCUCGCAAGACCGGUGGUGAUGUUCAAAGAACCCAUCGUUAUCUGCACCUGCAUGUACUUGGCUCUCCAAUUUGGCAUAUUCUAUAUCUUUUUUCAAGUUUACCCCAUUGUGUUCCAAGGCGUAUACAAGUUCAAUGAUGGGCUGGCUGGUGUAGCCUUGGUUCCAGUCGGCGUUGGUGGCGUGAUAGGGUGCGGCAUAGCAAUUUGGUACGACAUAUUUCUCGAACAAGCGAAGAAACGCAAUGCUUCGUGGCCAAAGAGCGAAGAAUAUCGUCGACUUCCUUUGGCGUGCAUCAGCGGGCCAUUAAAUGUGUUAUCGCUAUUCUGGCUGGUAAGACUUCCAAAGCCACACCGCGGGGAUCUUGAGCUAAUUUACAUGUUAUCAGGGUUGGACAGCCCGAUCAGACAUUCACUGGAUCGUUCCCAUGCUUGCCGGAGUCCCAUUCGGCAUUGGUCUCGAAUUGGUUUUCAUAUCCAUGCUGAAUUAUCUUGCAGACGCAUACGACCUUUUUGCGGCAUCGGCUUUGGCAUCGUCGGCGUUCAGUCGUAG
Messenger RNA from Parastagonospora nodorum SN15, 1348 nucleotides. RefSeq lists its product as hypothetical. Gene Ontology annotation, biological process: transmembrane transport. The transcript is spliced from 7 exons. The record is from RefSeq and is a predicted model, not a curated record. The coding region runs from base 29 to 1348 and encodes 439 amino acids. Lineage: Eukaryota; Fungi; Ascomycota; Dothideomycetes; Pleosporales; Phaeosphaeriaceae. Gene Ontology annotation, molecular function: transmembrane transporter activity.